AUGGACCACCCCAAUGGCUCUGUCCCUCCAGCAGCAGCAGCAGCAGCCAAGCACAAGCACUCGAGCGCGUUCCCCGAGACGGACGAGUGCCUAGUACAAGCAAAUGGCGUCUCGACGCUACCGGCUGAGCCCAUUGCUGCACCACUAUCGGACGACGUGUCAAGUCUCGAGACGCUGCAGCGUGUGCAGAGUGAGUACAAGCCACUGAUGACGGACCUCACGGGUCGAUUCCGCUGUCUCCGCGCGUUAUUGAGCGAGUUCUGGCCCGAGUUGCAGCGGGACCCGAGGGACGAGACGCAGCUGCCGGUGGACAGUGACCAGCAGUGGUUCUGGUUUACUGAGCUGCAGUUUAUGGUCAUUUUCCUCUAUGAAGUGGCGUUCAUGGAGUUCUCCGUGAGCGUGACGAAGCCAGACUCGAUCACUCUGAAGCCAGUGGACGAAGAGGAAGAGAACCAGCAGCAGAAGAAGCACAAAACAAUGACAACUACGACCGUGACCAGGAGGACGACUAUGACGUUGUCGGAUCGUCACGAUAUGGAAGAGCGCGUUGCGUUUUUAGGCCGGCUCAAGACGUACGUGACUGAUCUGGCUACGUGUCGCUUGGAGGCGACGAAGAAGGCGGACAAGAGGAUGCCUCGAGUGUUUCGACUCGCCGAGAUGUACAAGUUGUCGACUGGAGAGACGACGUUAUUGCAGCUGCUUGUGGUCAUGCAGGGGUGUCAGAGCAAUGCCGUCCGGUGUCAGAUUCUGGAUGAAGAUGUGCAACGCCGCGGCUUGACUUGUCAGCGACUCUCGGGACUUUCGGAAAUAGAUGUGGCUGAGUUUCGCGACGAUGAACGCGAACACGUGAAGGAGGGCACGCUUAUUGUGGAUGAAGAGUCCUACGGCAUGUCGCUGACGCUGUCCAAUAUAUGCGUGCGUGUGUUGCUGGGACGACAUUUGACGAGUAACCAAGCACUGAAAUUGAGUCAGACGGCGCUGGAAGAGCUGCUCGAGGGCGAGGGAUUGUCUUUUGGGGAAAUGCUAGACACAACGACCUCUUCGACGUCGACCGAUGCGAAUGCUCGUCGACACAAACGCGAUCGCAGCGUGGAAAAAAUAGUGCUGGAUGGGGGACAUGAACAAAAGGAUGCGGACCAACAGCUAGAUGACGCAAGCGAUAGCGAGAUGGAUGUUUGUAAUGAACAGGAGGAUGCCAGUGCAUCGGCUUUCUCGUUCAUUGGCAAGUACAAGACGGAGCGUGCUAGCAACCAGGCGAAGGCCGACGACCAGUUGUUGCUAAAGUCGGGAGAGACUGGCAAUGGCAAGCACCAAUUAUCGUCUUGUUUAGUUGAUUCAAGCGAGUUGAAGCCGUACAGCCCAGAGAAUCAGCUUGAAUACCUCGAGGAUCGGUUCCAAGUUGUGGCGUUUGCCAUUCGAGCGUCUGGUGCACGCGUAAAGGAUCAGAUGAAAGAAGCAGGCACAAAGCAGCCGUGGGAAACGUCCACACCAGCAUCUGCAGGCCGAAGGGAGCUCAAGGCGAAGCAGCGAGUAUACAAUCGCCGUACUCAGCACCGAUUGGCACUGACGCAGCAAGCUGGUCACUCUUUGCCGCGACUGGAGGAGCUGGCUGCUAAGUUCAAGUUGAACCGAUUUGAGCAGAACGUGAUUGUCAUGCUGAUUGGUAAGACCAUUUCGCCCGUCAUCAAGAACUUGAUCGAUGGCGUGGAUACGUCUCCUGUGCAGCGCAUGGACGAGAGCGUGAUUAUCAAUCAAAUUCUGUCGAUUUUCUGCGAUACUUUCCAGGAGCAAGUGGCGCACCGUGUGUUCUUUUACAAGUCCUCGCGUCUACUGACCCGCGGCCUUGUCAAGCUCCACCGGGGGCGGUGGCACUCUACAGCGGGAGACCUCGUUGAUCAGCGUGUUGAACUAGACCGUCGCGUGUUAGAUUGGGUGGUUGGCCUUGACACGGAAAUGAAUGAGCUGGUCGAAGGCUCGGACUUGUACACGCCCAAGGUGCAACUGGAUCAGGUGGUGAUGCCCGAAGAGCACAAAAGCACCAUCCUGGAGACUGCUGAAAGCUAUGAAAGUUUUCGGCGAUACCGCAAGAAGAGCGGAUUGGAGCAGGCAGGAAUGGCGUAUGGUGCUGGUCUAGUUUUGUUACUCUGUGGCGCUAGUGGCACCGGUAAGACGAUGACUGUAAACGCAGUGGUGCAUCAUCUGAAGAAACGCGUGUUACUGGUGGACUUUCCAUCGCUUCAGGGGAAGCGCCAAGAAGGCGUAGAGGCUGACGCGGACUUGCGUGGUCUGUUUCGCGAAGCCGACAUGAGCAACGCUGUGCUUUUCUUUGACGAGUGCGAGAACAUUUUUCGGCAACGUGAUGGUGGCGGAGAUCGAUUGCUGAACGCUCUGUUGACUGAGAUCGAGCGGUAUGAAGGCAUUGUGUUCCUAGCGACCAAUCGACCGUUCGACCUCGACGAAGCAAUGCAUCGUCGUAUCACUGCUGUGUUCGAAUUCAAGGCACCGGACCAUAUUCAGCGGCGGAAGAUUUGGGAUGUGCUUUUGCUGCGUGGAGCUCUGCAAGUCGAGCCUAGUAUUGAUUUGGAUGCCAUUGCACUGAAGUAUGAACUUAGUGGUGGUUUCAUCAAGAACGCCAUCCUGUCUGCUCUUUUGAAAGCCAUCUCACGAAGUGGCGAGUCCCCAGUGAUUUCACAAGCUGACAUUGUGGCCGGCUGUGCGCUGCAAAUGCGCGGCAGCUUGCACAUGAAGACGUUUGAUCAUCGUGUCGUGCCCACGAGUGGAUUGGAUGAGCUUAUUGUUGAUGAGUCCGUGAAGGAGAAAUUGCGCCGAAUCGUGCACUUUGAGAAGGCGCGUAGUGUGAUUUACGGGCAGUGGGGAUUCGAUUUCGGGCAGUCCAACAAGCAGCAGAAGGGUGUGAGUGUGUUGAUCUGUGGCCCACCAGGUAUCGGGAAGCUCAAUGCUGCGAAGAGUAUCGGGUUUGAGAUUGGCCGUCCUCUGAAGGUGGUCAGCUUUGGUCAGCUGGCAGCCGACUCGGCUGCUGCUACCCGCAAGGCGCUGCGUGCUGUAUUCGAUGAUGCUCGUCUGAUGGAUGCCGUGCUGGUGCUUACCGGUUUCGAGUCGUUUGGCAGCCACAUUGAAGGAGGCAUCAUUCCGAUCGAUAACCUCGAGGCGUCGCCUCGUUUCCGCAUGGAGGUGAUGCGUCUUCUGGAGCUUAUCGACACUUUCCCGAGCACGACCAUUUUGCUGGCCGAUGUAGAAAAGGUGGCGUCGUCGUCACUGAUCCAGUCGGAGUUCUGCCGCCGUCUCAAGUUUGUCGUGGAGAUGCGAAAUCCGAACGCAAAGCUCCGUGAGAAGCUCUGGCGCGCAUGCUUUCCUCCCAAAGCACCGCUGGAUACCAAGAAACCCAUUGACUUCCAGCGCCUGGCUGAUCGUUUUGAUUUGAGCAGCACAGCCAUCAGUGACGCAGUGUUCCGUGCGGCUGCUAGCGCAGCUCUGCGUGAAGAAAGCAGUCGCGUGAUUACGAUGAAGGACCUCGUUGAUGCCGCUGAAAUCGAGCGACAAAAAGCUCGUGGCGGCGCUGCGGCCAUGGAAAACCUGUUUGUCUAA
This is a messenger RNA of Peronospora matthiolae, 3606 nucleotides long. Lineage: Eukaryota; Oomycota; Peronosporomycetes; Peronosporales; Peronosporaceae. The record is from the annotation of a GenBank genome assembly.